ACACACAGCUUUCUUUCUUCUUCUUACUUCACCAACUCAUCUGAAAAUGUCCGGACGUGGCAAGGGCGGCAAGGGCCUGGGCAAGGGCGGUGCCAAGCGCCACCGCAAGGUGCUUCGCGACAACAUCCAGGGCAUUACCAAGCCCGCUAUCCGCCGUCUGGCUCGUCGUGGCGGUGUGAAGCGUAUCAGCGGCCUCAUCUACGAGGAGACUCGCACGGUGCUGAAGACCUUCCUGGAGAACGUCAUCCGCGACUCGGUCACCUACACCGAGCACGCUCGCCGUAAGACCGUGACCGCCAUGGACGUGGUGUACGCCCUGAAGCGCCAGGGCCGCACGCUGUACGGCUUCGGCGGUUAAGCGGCUUGUGCGCUGCUUCUGCCAAGCUCGGGCGGCGGCUGUGGCCAGUCACGGCACGGAUCCACCAUGACUUGCCCCUUCCCCGGGAUUGCCUGCCUCUUCAUCCAAACUCGGUGUUUCUCAACACCACCCUACUUUGGUCAUACUGUACCGCGUUGUCCCUGGUAUAUUGCAGAGGGUACACAUCAGGAUUUGGCAGGGCUGCCUUUUGUUAUCCU
Messenger RNA from Chlamydomonas reinhardtii, 576 nucleotides. RefSeq lists its product as uncharacterized. The coding region runs from base 47 to 358 and encodes 103 amino acids. Gene Ontology annotation, molecular function: structural constituent of chromatin; protein heterodimerization activity; DNA binding. NCBI's taxonomy places the organism in Eukaryota, Viridiplantae, Chlorophyta, Chlorophyceae, Chlamydomonadales, Chlamydomonadaceae. The record is from RefSeq and is a predicted model, not a curated record. Gene Ontology annotation, cellular component: nucleosome. The transcript has a single exon. Gene Ontology annotation, biological process: nucleosome assembly.